This is a messenger RNA of Peronospora farinosa, 954 nucleotides long. Lineage: Eukaryota; Oomycota; Peronosporomycetes; Peronosporales; Peronosporaceae. The record is from the annotation of a GenBank genome assembly.
AUGCAAGCCAUGCUCAGUGAAAACACGCGGGACCCUCCGUUUUAUCUACAACGCUGUACUUCCGGCCACUUCCAGCAACAUCAGGAUCCCCCGACUCACGCCAAUCACAACGUCGGUGCCGUAUCCAAUCUCGUUCAUGGUGCUAACGUGGUCAACGACACGACAAGUGCUGCCCCUCGCCGAACGGCCACUUCUCGUCGUGCAGCUCCAUCAGAAGAUCGCCCCUUUGCUUGUCCUGUGCCUAGUUGUGGUGGACGUUUCCAUCGCAAGUUCACAUUGCACGAACACCUCAAGACCCACACGGGAGAGCAGCCACAUCAAUGCCCCGUUGCUGAAUGUGGAAAACGUUUUAGUACGUCCGGGAAUCUCGCGCGUCACCGGAAACUUCAUGCCAUGCGAAAAAUCAGUUGUCCAGCUGCACACUGUACGCGGGUCUUUACGAGUCGUGAAAAACUGGUGCCUCAUUUAAAGGUUCAUCUUGCACGUACACCUCAUACGUGUGACUUUUCUGGGUGUGGAAAGACUUUCAGUACUGCUGGCAAUCUCACUCGUCACCGACGUACGCAGCACAGUGCGGGUCCAUCGAUUCGACAGGAAGUAGUCCCUGUACUGCAGGGACCAAUGACGACGCUACCACGUCCAAAGUUUGAGUUCCCAGGCCGUAUUGCUCCACCUCCGACGGGAUCACUUCCAAUGCGAGGGCUACUUUGGUCACCUCAACCACCUGUUGAACACCCUCCUCAGCAACGCAUUUUGGAGUCGGACGUGCAAGAUUUAUUCGACUGUUUGUUUGUUGAGAACGCCCAAGCUGCUGCAGCAGCGGCAGCUCAAGGACACCACAAUGUCUCCAUUAUUAGGGACAGACUCCCUAAGCUCGACCUUCAGCGCGAAAAUAGGGCUCCGCAACACUCACACUCGCAUGCGCCGUACCUUACUGCUACAUACGAAUUUUAG